UUUUUUUUUAGGUUUUGCUCUGUCAGUAUAACUCCAGUUAUUCCAGUGUUUAUAUUCAGAUGGAUGUUCACCCUGGCUCAUUUUCAGCUGCACCAGCUUCAUGGGCGCUGUAUGGUAUGUUCGUUCCAAUCACUGGAGGUUUGCAUGUGGCUCUCCCGUGGCGAGGCUUAUUUUACUUAUCUCGGAGCCUUCAGGCUUCACUGCCAGCUUUGCUAAUUGGCCUGUUUUGCCUCUGGAAAGCCCAGUGUGAGAGAGGAUCUCCACUGGACCCAUCUGGUGGUCGAGCGUGUAGAAUGCGUCAGAGAAGAGGGGCGGUGCGCCGCCGCCGAGGUGAUCCCCGAGUUUAAAAGCGCAGAAGUCCUCUGUGCGCCGGAGCAGUGCGUCACAGCGACACAGCAGCGCCAGGAUCCCCCGACGCAGAGUCAGAUCUCAACACAGCGACGACAAUAGCUUUUCUAAGAGAACACGUCUGAAUCAGCCAUGGUCUUAUUCCACAUGUUUUAAUAUUUUGACGCAUCUCUUUUAGAGUUUUCCUUUUUGGAUGCGACUUUUUCUCUUUUUGAAGUAGCCUUUUUUUUUUACUUUGUUAUUUCUAAUUAUCGUUGUUUGCGGCGAUACAGCGAGAGAGGAUCCUGAGCAACAGCUGUGGAAUAUAUAAACUCCGCUUUAUGGAUACAGAAUCGCUCCCAUCUGCACUCAGAGUUUGAUCUUAGACGUGUCUCUCUGCGCAAAGAAGAAAAUGAAAUCUGCUGAAGAGGAUGCAUAUGGCUACACGCCAAACGUCAGUCUCUCCCUCCCACUGGGCAACCCUUGUCUUCCCUCUCAGUACCACAGCCUCCACUCCAGCCCCACUAUAUCUGUCUCUGUCACUGAGCCUCUCAUUUAUGACACCCAGGAUGACAUGAGAGUGGCCGGCUACUAUUCAACCUCAAGUGUCCGUCCAAAUGGAGCCCCGACCCUGGAGAGCCCUCGCAUCGAGAUCACAGCCUACAGCCAGUUUCCUGAGGAUGAGGUGGAAGAGAACAACCUUCCUGUUGCCAAGCGAGUCAACUCCAUAGUGACGCUGACCCUCCCCAGUGCAGAUAGUUACCGCGACCCCAGCUGCCUCAGCCCGGCCAGCAGCAUCUCAUCUCGCAGCUGCCACUCCGACGCCUCCUCCUAUGAAUCAAGCUUCUCCUACAACUACGACAACUCGCCCCAGAACUCCCCCUGGCAGUCGCCCUCUGUGUCCCCCAAAAGCUCCACCCUCGCCCUGCCAGGUGAUGGCUGCACCUCUGGCGGCUCCCCUCGUCACUCCCCCUCCACUUCUCCUCGCACAAGCGUGACAGAUGACACCUGGAUGGGUCAGCGUAGCUCCAGUCCCAACUCCCCUUGUGGCGCAAAGAGGAAGUACAGCUUUAACGGCAGCGGGGCAUCACACAAGCACUACCCAUACUCGCCCAACCACUCCCCUGGACUGUCCCCGCAGACCUCCCCUCGCCUCAGUAUCACAGAGGAGAGCUGGCUGCCAAACACCAACCAGUACACCAACUCAGCCAUACUGGCAGCCAUCAAUGCCCUGACCACAGAUGGAGUGGCUGACCUCGGGGAGGGAAUCCCCAUUAAAGCCCGGAAAACCGGCCUGGAGCACAGCCCCACAGUCAGCCUGAAGGUGGAGCCUGGAGGUGAGGAGCUGAGUCCAGGGGAGCUCUGUCAGGAUGACUCCAACCGCCUGCCAUUAAAGAAGGAGGCCUACUGUGGUGGGUUUCUGGAUGUGCCACAGCACCCAUACUCCUGGUCCAAGCCAAAGCAAUAUGUCAGCCCAUCCCUGCCAGCUCUCGACUGGCAGCUGCCGUCCAGCUCGGGACCGUACAGGCUGCAGAUCGACGUGCAGCCCAAGUCCCACCACCGAGCCCACUAUGAGACGGAGGGCAGUCGGGGAGCAGUGAAGGCCCUGGCAGGAGGACACCCCGUCGUUCAGCUCCACGGCUACAUGGAGAGCGAGCCUUUGACCCUGCAGCUGUUCAUUGGCACAGCCGACGACAGGCUGCUGAGGCCCCACGCUUUCUACCAGGUCCACCGCAUCACUGGGAAGACGGUGUCCACCCCGAGCCAUGAGGCCCUGCACAACAACACCAAGACCCUGGAGAUCCCACUGCUGCCAGAGAACAACAUGCGGGCCAUAAUCGACUGCGCGGGGAUCUUGAAGCUGCGUAAUUCGGACAUUGAGCUGAGAAAGGGGGAGACUGACAUCGGACGCAAGAACACACGUGUGCGGAUGGUUUUCAGAGUUCACAUCAACCAGGCCACGGGGAGAACGGUGUCAUUGCAGGCUUCAUCCAACCCCAUUGAGUGCUCCCAGAGAUCGGCCCAGGAGCUGCCGCUGGUGGAUAAGCGGAGCUUGGAGACAUGUCCUGCCCCAGGGGGGGAGAAGAUGCUCAUCGACGGACACAACUUCCAGCACGACUCCAAGGUGGUGUUCGUGGAAAAGGCUCAAGAUGGUCACCACCUCUGGGAGACUGAGGCCAAGGUUGAUAGAGACACCUCCAAGCCUAAUUCACUACUUGUUGAAAUCCCUCCCUAUCGGAACCAAAGACUCUCCACGCCGGUCCAUGUGAACUUCUACGUCUGCAAUGGCAAGAGGAAAAGAAGCCAGUACCAGCGCUUCACCUAUGUCCCUGCCAGUGUCCCGACAAUAAAGACUGAGCCACACGACGACUAUGACGCCCCUCUGGUGUGCAGCCAGCAUGGCCCCGGCCUGUCCUUGCACCCAAAGCCAUACUUCCCCCCUCAUGUCAUGACCCCGAUUAUGCCCUCUGACCUCAGGCCGUGCGUGGUGGGUGGGGCUUACUCUGUCAGCCAGCAGAGAUUGGCAGCCGAGCCCUCCUCGCUGCCCACCUCGUCCUCUCCGAGCACCAGCCCCAAACUGCACGACCUGUCGCCGCCGCCCUUCUCCAAGUGCCUGUCUGCCGGCCCAGCAGUCCAACACCCGGGACAACAGUCCCCAAUCCCACACGUCUCCAUCAUCCAGGAGACUCCGGGGCGCUACCAGCUGCCCAGCCUGUACCCGCCCAGCAGCUCCUCCUCCUCUUCCUCGACCUCGCAGCCCUCCACCCCGACCGACGGCCCUUUCUCCCCGGCCCUCUGCAUGACGCCAGCCCAGCCGGGCAGCGGCAGCACCAGUCCAGGAGCUCAGCAGCACCCAAAGGUGCCAGAGAGGGGGCGGGGCUCUCUUCAGGACAACGGCAGCCCUCCGUCGCUGGCUGUCAGCAUCAAACAAGAACCACAGGAGCUGGACCAGAUGUACCUUGAUGAUGAUGCGCAGAAGGUCAAAGCCAGAUCAAAUAGAGGAGAGGAGGUCAGUCAGUUCAGUCUGGGCCGGGAAGAGCACACAUGGCAGCGGAACGACACGCUGUAGGAGGGUGGAGAUGAGUCAACGAGAUCAUCAGGAACGACCUGUCGAGCAUCUCCGUCCACAGCCAUGCGUAGUUUCCCGUUACCAACUAAACUGACACAGGAAACAAAAAAUAAAGGGAAACACCAAACAGAAUUUGACAUUGUGCUUUUCAUGCUUGGACUACAGCGUGCAGGAAGCAGCAAAAGGAAAUGUAAUGAGAACAAAUGUAAAUGUAUUGUCCAGAUGACCAGGGUCCAACGUGUGCCUUGUUUUCAUAUAUUAUGCCUUUACACAGAAAUGUUUAGAGGAAUAAAUCACAGGACUGACUUUUUUUGAAGACGUGUAAAUUGAGUAUGUAGCAACCAAACCUGCCACCGCCGCAACAAAGUGUGCUUCAGAGGACCAAAAGAUGCUUUUUAUGUCUUUUUUGCUGCGGUUUGUAAAUUAUUCAGUGCCUAUGAGUUAUGACAUUUGUAUAUACAGCAUAUGUAGUGCUUCAGUUUGCAUAUCUGGCUUUACAGAGAGACAAUUUAAAAGAGAAGUGCCUUUUUGACUGGAAACAGAAACGUGGCCCGAGUUUGGCUUCACAUGUUCAUCUUCAAAAGAUUAAAGAUGUUAUAAAGUGAGAUAAUGUAACUGUAUGGGAUAAUGUUAAAUGCUAAAAGACAGUGUCACGUUAGCACAAAUAGAGACUUGUCAUUAGCCACCCAUUAGCCAGACCCAGUGAGGCUUUAGUAACAAAACCCCUGAGUGUAGUGAAUUGAUGAAUGGUGUGUUUUAUUUCAUUAUUAUAUUCAUCAUUAGCAUUUGUUUGGACAAAUUAAGUUAAAUUUUUUGAAUACAUUUUCUGUAUUCACAACCAACAUUAAGCACUUAACCACUGAACCUGUGGUAUUACUUGUAGUUUAUGUCAUUGAGGCAACAUCUUACUGUCACUUAAUGUCAUAUCAACAAUAGCAAAACUUUUUAGAUGGGAAGUUACCCAAACCUCAUAUAGAGUUAACGUCUUUACGCAGUACAGAAAACCGUGUGUAGUCACAGAAUAAUGAGUCUUUUUAUGUCAUUUGUGCAUACUGACUUGAAAAGAAGAUGAACUGUGGAGUAAACUGUUGGCUGCAGUUGACUUUUAGCAAAAAAGAAAUCAUCUCAGUUUUGACAAAGCUUGAAGCUAUGCAAUAUGCCGGUCGUCUCUCAAAGAAUGCAAUUGAGAAGUUCUCUAAUCCAAAGAAUACUUAACAACCGUGAACAGCAAUACACAUAUAUACAUUCUUUUGUUUGUUUUUGUAUUUUCAUAUUUAUUCUCUUAGCAUGUGCUCUGUUUAUUCAUGUUCAUCAUACAGCCUCUUACAUGGUUACCUACAGUACAUACUGUGGUUUAUCUAGUCAUAUGUUUGCGCUCUUAUAGUCAAACUGAAUGGGCCUACACACUUUGUUCCCAGUUUUUAUUAUAUGUAUUUAUGAGUCUUAAUCCUUGUAACUGAAGCCAUACUGGAAUGUUUACUGACUAGGUUAUUGUUAGUCUACAACUCAUAAUUCUGCUUUGUGACCUAUUUUGUGUAUUUGUCAAUAAAUAAGCCUUCAUCUCUUUCAUCUGAA
Molecule: messenger RNA, 4972 nt
Organism: Sander lucioperca (pikeperch)
Lineage: Eukaryota; Metazoa; Chordata; Actinopteri; Perciformes; Percidae
Gene: nfatc1
Product: nuclear factor of activated T cells 1
Exons: 11
Coding region: 740-3397 (885 amino acids)
Biological process (GO): regulation of transcription by RNA polymerase II; calcineurin-NFAT signaling cascade; cytokine production
Cellular component (GO): transcription regulator complex
Molecular function (GO): RNA polymerase II cis-regulatory region sequence-specific DNA binding; DNA-binding transcription factor activity, RNA polymerase II-specific; transcription factor binding
Source: RefSeq, a predicted model, not a curated record